AUGCAAACCCAAGUUAUAAUUAUUGGUGGUGGAAUUGGUGGAUUGGCUCUUGGACAAGGUUUGAAAAAAGCUGGAAUUUCUUUCAUAAUAUGUGAAAGGGACCUGUCAAGAGAUUAUAGACCUCAAGGAUAUAGAUUACGUAUUAGUUCAGAAGGACAUGAUGCUCUUGAGAAGUUGCUACCAACAAAUGUUUGGGAAUUAUUCAAUAAGGUCAUUAUUACAAACAAGUUAAAGUUUACAAAUAUUGAUGCAUUGGAGGGAAAAGUUGUUCCAAUGGAGAGAUCUCCACCGAAUCAUGCUGAUCCAAAUAAGCCAAAUACUGCUGAUAGACAUGUUCUUCGUGCAUUGUUGAUGUUUGGUUUGGAAGAUGAUGUUAAAUUUGGAUGGGAAUAUCAAGAACAUCAGUUGACCAAUGAUGGUGUUAGGGUUUUCUUUAAGAAUGGUCAAACAAUUGAAGGUAAUAUUUUGGUAGCAGCUGAUGGUGCCAAUUCCAAAGUUAGAGUGGCAGAAAUUCCUGAUCACAAACUUUUGGACACUGAAGGUAGAGCCAUAUUUGGUAAAACUCUUCUUACUAAUGAACUAGAAUCCAAAUUUCCAAAGGAAGGUCUUCAGAACACAACCAUGAUCACUCAAUCUGAACCACUGGUUAAUUUAUUUCUCGAACCAGUUUCCUUCACUCAUGAUCAUGAAAUGAUUUCAGGAGGAAAAAUCCCUAAACCUCACAACUAUGUUUAUUGGGUUCUUGUUUUGAAUAGAGUCAAUUUAGAGUUACAAGAUAAGGAACUAUUUCAAUUAUCAAAGGAAGAAUUGAAGAAAUAUGCUCUUCAAUUGACAGAAAAUUGGAAUGGCAGUGUUAGAUCAUUAAUUGAACUUUCUCAAGAAAGUGAAAGCUCUUUUAUUAGAAUCUCAUCUUUUUCACCAAAUAUUCCAGAGUGGAAAACUGAAAGAUUGACCUUUGUUGGAGAUUCCAUUCAUGCCAUGACUCCAAUUGGAUUGGGAGCAAACCUAGCUAUGAAAGAUGCUGCAAUUCUAUGCGACUGUCUUGUCAAGAAUGGAAUUAACAAGGAAUCCCUUAGAAUUUAUGAGAAGGAAAUGAAACUCUAUGCUGAAGAGAACAUUAGACUAUCAAGACAAGGAGGUUUCAGAUUAUUUAGACAACCAGAAUUUGAAAACUGUAAAUUUAUUCAAUAG
Messenger RNA from Naegleria gruberi, 1191 nucleotides. RefSeq lists its product as uncharacterized. The record is from RefSeq and is a predicted model, not a curated record. The transcript has a single exon. NCBI's taxonomy places the organism in Eukaryota, Heterolobosea, Eutetramitea, Acrasida, Naegleriidae. Bases 1 to 1191 code for a protein of 396 amino acids. Gene Ontology annotation, molecular function: FAD binding.